CCCGUUGGCAGACGCGGCGCUCCGCCCGCCGGGAGGAGACGCUCGGCGCGGUCUGCCGCUGUUGCCGUCCGGGUCGUCUCCCGCCGCCAGAGCCACGCCGCGCCCGGGCCAUGCAGCGCCUGGCCAUGGACCUGCGGGUACUUUCCCGGGAGCUAUUGCUCUACCUGGAGCACCAGGUCCGCAUCGGCUUCUUCGGCUCCGGGGUGGGCUUGUCGCUCAUCCUCGGCUUCAGCGUCGCUUACGCCUGCUACUACUUGAGCAGCAUUGCCAAGAAACCCCAGUUAGUGACGGGAGGGGAGAGUUUCAACCGGUUCCUCCAGGACCACUGUCCCGUGGUGACAGAAACGUAUUACCCGACCGUGUGGUGCUGGGAGAGCCGAGGACAGACGCUUCUGAGACCCUUCAUCACCUCCAAGCCCCCAGUGCAGUACAGGAAUGAACUUAUUAAAACUGCAGAUGGAGGACAGAUUUCACUGGACUGGUUUGAUAAUGAGAACAGUGCGUGUUAUGUGGACACCAGCACCAGACCUACUAUCCUGUUGUUGCCUGGCCUCACUGGGACAAGCAAGGAAUCCUACAUCCUUCAUAUGAUUCAUCUCAGUGAAGAAUUAGGAUACAGGUGUGUGGUUUUUAACAACAGAGGUGUGGCAGGGGAGAAUCUCUUGACACCAAGGACUUACUGUUGUGCGAACACUGAAGACUUGGAGACGGUUAUCCAUCACAUCCACAGCUUGUACCCUUCUGCUCCUUUCCUGGCGGCAGGGGUUUCAAUGGGAGGAAUGCUGCUUCUGAAUUACUUGGGCAAAACUGGGCCCAAAACUCCUUUGAUGGCAGCUGCAACAUUUUCAGUGGGUUGGAAUACUUUCGCCUGCUCGGAGUCACUGGAAAAGCCACUAAACUGGCUGCUUUUUAAUUAUUACUUGACAACUUGUCUCCAGUCUUCAGUUAAUAAGCACAGGCAUAUGUUCGUAAAAGAAAUUGAUAUGGACCAGGUCAUGAAGGCUAAGUCUAUCAGAGAGUUUGAUAAACGAUUCACUUCAGUCAUGUUUGGAUACAGAACAAUCGAUGAUUAUUAUACUGACGCAAGUCCAAACCGUAGGCUGAAAUCAGUGGGAAUUCCAGUGUUAUGCCUGAACUCUGUGGAUGAUGUUUUCUCACCCAGCCAUGCUAUCCCAAUAGAAAUCGCUAAGCAGAACCCUAAUGUGGCUUUGGUCCUUACUUCCUACGGAGGCCAUAUUGGUUUUCUGGAAGGAAUUUGGCCCAGGCAAUGCACUUACAUGGAUCGCGUCUUCAAGCAAUUUGUGCAGGCUAUGGUUGAGCAUGGACAUGAACUCUCCAACAUGUAGUUCUCUGGGUACAUUAUUUUCAAGCCACCAUUGUGAAGGCACUCAGCUUAGUGCACACAUUUUAACUACUGUAUAUAAAGCCAUUACGCCAGCAGAUGGGUGAAGAGGUCCAGAAUGACAUGCAAAAACUACUUUUUAGGGAAACAAACAACUUUGUAGCAAGAAACUAAAUAUAGUUUAGAUUGUUAUGUCUGUAGAUUAUAUUUUUACUAUGCCUUACCAAGUAUGACCUUAAAUAAAGUAGUCCUUAUAUCCAUGAAUUGCACUUAACCAAAACUAUUGUGGGAAAAGAUUUUAAUUCCUCAGGGUUUUAAUUUAGGCUAGUAUUUUUUUAGAUUACUCAGCUGAGGUGACUUAAUAGUACUUUAAUAACUGUUAAGAGAUUUUUGAUUAUUUGAAUGUAAGUUAUAAGAUGGCACAUUCCUAAGGAUAUUUAUACUUUCAUGAUAACAUGCUGAAAGAAGGUAGUGUGCCAUGUGCUAAGUGUUCUGUGUCCUGACUUUAAAAGGCAAGUGAAACAAUGGCAGACUGACUUCUAUACCUGCUGUUUCACUCUGACAAUAUUAAAUUAGGGCUGAUUUAUGUUUUAUAAUUAUUAUAAUUUACAUGCUUAUUUUUAAAAUAGUAUAUGUGCAUACAUAUAUCAUUAUAUUAAAAUAAAUUCUAUCAUUUUAAAU
Messenger RNA from Nannospalax galili (Upper Galilee mountains blind mole rat), 2023 nucleotides. It is a transcript of the gene Abhd3, whose product is annotated as abhydrolase domain containing 3. Gene Ontology annotation, molecular function: monoacylglycerol lipase activity; A2-type glycerophospholipase activity; glycerophospholipid phospholipase A1 activity. The record is from RefSeq and is a predicted model, not a curated record. Gene Ontology annotation, biological process: medium-chain fatty acid biosynthetic process; phosphatidylcholine metabolic process; medium-chain fatty acid catabolic process. The transcript is spliced from 9 exons. Lineage: Eukaryota; Metazoa; Chordata; Mammalia; Rodentia; Spalacidae. Bases 111 to 1346 code for a protein of 411 amino acids.